Messenger RNA from Cyclopterus lumpus (lumpfish), 2430 nucleotides. RefSeq names its product solute carrier family 26 member 6, like (gene slc26a6l1). NCBI's taxonomy places the organism in Eukaryota, Metazoa, Chordata, Actinopteri, Perciformes, Cyclopteridae. The record is from RefSeq and is a predicted model, not a curated record. Gene Ontology annotation, molecular function: bicarbonate transmembrane transporter activity; secondary active sulfate transmembrane transporter activity; oxalate transmembrane transporter activity. The transcript is spliced from 19 exons. Gene Ontology annotation, cellular component: membrane. Gene Ontology annotation, biological process: transmembrane transport. Bases 1 to 2430 code for a protein of 809 amino acids.
AUGGACUCGACGCGCAGACUUGGGAAAUACAGAGUGGAGCGAGAAGUGCUUGAUGAGCAGAGACUGGAAGAGGUAACGCAGAGAAAAACGCACUCUGACACUCAACCUUCUCUAACUGAACGCCUUAAAGACUCCUUCAGAUGUACAGCCCCCAAACUAAAACGAAGUGUGGUGAGCAGCUUGCCUGUGUUGUACUGGCUGCCCAAGUACUCAAUCUGGGACUAUGGCAUGCCAGACCUCAUCUCUGGCAUCAGUGUGGGCAUAAUGCACCUGCCACAAGGUUUGGCAUAUGCAUUGCUGGCUUCUGUACCGCCUGUAUUUGGGCUCUACACGUCACUCUAUCCAGCAUUGAUCUAUUUCUUUUUUGGAACAUCACGUCAUAUCUCCAUUGGUACAUUUACUGUGCUCAGCAUCAUGGUGGGUAGUGUGACAGAGAGACUCGCUCCAGACACAGCUUUCCUCAUAACAAAUGGAACCAACGUCACUGCAGAGGUAAACAUAACUGCCCGGGACUCUUACAGGGUGCAGGUGGCGGCUGCUACUACUGUCCUAGGAGGACUUAUUCAGGUGGUACUGGGUUUGGUAAAGUUUGGAUUUGUGGGGACAUACUUGUCUGAACCUCUGGUGCGAGCUUACACAACAGCAGCUGCAGCCCAUGCCGUGGUGGCACAACUCAAGCACAUCUUUGGAGUUUCACCGACACGGUUUAGUGGUCCCUUGUUACUGGUGUAUACUCUGAAGGAUGUUUGCAUGUUGCUGCCACACACUCAUCUUCCCACACUGUUGGUCAGUGCUGUGUCCAUGGUGUUUCUAAUUGCAGCCAAGGAGCUCAACUCUUUCCUCAGUCCGAAGCUGCCAGUGCCCAUCCCAGUGGAGCUCAUCACAAUUGUGGCAGGGACAUUGAUAUCAACCUAUACCCACUUGAACAGCAACUACACUAUUUCAGUUGUUGGAGAAAUUCCAAAUGGUCUAAGUUAUCCCAGUGUACCAGAUGCAAGUCUUUUUGGAGAAGUUAUUGGGGAUGCUUUUGCAUUGGCCAUGGUUGGAUACGCCAUAUCUUUUUCACUUGGCAAAACAUUUGCAUUGAAACAUGGAUACAAUGUGGACAGUAACCAGGAGCUGGUGGCGCUGGGUCUCAGUAAUGCAGUGGGAGGCUUCUUCCAGUGCUUCUCUGUCUGCUCCUCCAUGUCUCGAAGUCUCAUCCAAGAGACCACCGGAGGAAAAACACAAAUGGCUGCAGUGGCCUCAGCUCUCAUAGUGUUGGUGACUAUUCUGAAACUUGGACCUCUGUUCCAGGAGCUGCCAAAGGCUGUCCUUGCAGCAAUUGUCUUUGUAAAUCUUAAGGGGAUGUUCAAGCAGCACUCUGACAUUGUAACACUGUGGAAACGCAGCAAGAUUGACCUGGUGGUGUGGUUGGUCACUUGGGUGUCAACCAUGUUGCUCAAUCUGGAUCUGGGUCUGGCAGCAUCAAUCAUUUUUGCUCUGAUGACUGUUAUUUUCAGAACUCAGCUGCCAACAUACUCCAUUCUGGGAAAUGUGCCAGGUACAGAACUGUAUGUGGAUAUAGAGACCCACAGAAAGGCGAGAGAGAUUCCAGGUGUUACGAUAUUUCGCUCCUCUGCUACGGUAUAUUUUGCCAAUGCUGAUCUCUACCUUGAGGCUCUAAAAGAAAAGAGUGGGCUUGACAUUAGUAAAAUGAUUAUCUAUAAGAGGAGGCAGGAGGCCAAACAGAAGCGCAGAGAAAGGAGGGCGGAGAGGCGAGCAAAAAGACACGCCAAGAAAGAGAGAGCCGCUAAACAGCUGUCUGGAGCGCCGGUCUUCUCUGUGGAGGAAGAGGCCGGCCGCUGGAGGGACACAUGCAUGGACGGGAUUGCUACAGAUGAGGAGGAGCAGGACUGGACUGAGAGGGAGAACGGGACUGUGUUUGUCGUCCCUAUCACUCCUCGAACACCAGACGGCCCCUGCAGAUGGGAGUACCUGAAGGGAGGAGAACCAGACUGCUCCAGCUUAGGGUGGAUGUCUGAGCUGCAGGACGGGGACACCACCACUCUGGGCUCCAGCAGUGAGGACACGCUGAGUCACGAUCUGGAGCGGGUCUCCCUUGGGUCACUGGGCAAGUGGACCUGGGACAUUCACUCCAUCAUUAUCGACCUCUCCACGGCUAACUUCAUUGACAUAGUGGCUAUCAAGACUAUGAAAAAUAUUUUCCAGGACUUCAGUGAGAUUGACGUAGAUAUCUACAUGGCUGGUUGUCAACCCUCUGUGGUGGAACAAUUAGAGCUUGGUGACUUCUUCUCCGAGUCGGUUACUAAGAGGCAUCUUUUUGCCUCCGUUCAUGACGCUGUGCUCUACUGUCUGGACCACCGUGGAGCAGCGUCGUUCCCCAGAUACGAGCCAUCGGUGGACAUAUACAGCAGCACACAGCUUUAA